Lizanozyma spartinae is the source of this 1113-nucleotide messenger RNA. It is a transcript of the gene LEU2, whose product is annotated as 3-isopropylmalate dehydrogenase. Gene Ontology annotation, molecular function: 3-isopropylmalate dehydrogenase activity; magnesium ion binding; NAD binding. Lineage: Eukaryota; Fungi; Ascomycota; Pichiomycetes; Serinales; Debaryomycetaceae. Bases 1 to 1113 code for a protein of 370 amino acids. Gene Ontology annotation, cellular component: cytosol. The record is from RefSeq and is a predicted model, not a curated record. Gene Ontology annotation, biological process: L-leucine biosynthetic process. The transcript has a single exon.
AUGACUAUCACUAAAACUAUCACAGUGUUACCAGGAGACCAUGUUGGUUCCGAGGUGUGUGGCGAAGCCAUUAAGGUUCUUAAAGCCAUUGAAGAAAGCUCUUCCAAAGAUAUCAAGUUUGAAUUUAAACACCAUUUGAUUGGAGGAGCUGCAAUUGAUGCCACUGGAGUUCCAUUACCCGCUGAAGCCUUAGAAGCCGCUAAGCAAUCACAUGCCGUUCUUUUAGGUGCCGUUGGAGGUCCUAAAUGGGGUACCGGUGCCGUCAGACCAGAGCAAGGGUUAUUGCAAAUUAGAAAGGAAUUGAACUUGUACGCCAACUUAAGACCUUGUAACUUUGUUUCCGAUACUCUUUUGGAAUUGUCCCCUUUGAAGAGUAACAUUGUUAAGGGAACCAAUUUCACUGUGGUUAGAGAAUUGGUUGGAGGUAUUUACUUUGGUGAAAGACAAGAACAAGAAGACUCUCAAGACGGUGAAUCUGCUUGGGAUACCGAAAAGUACUCUGUGGCUGAAGUUAGUCGUAUCACCAGAAUGGCCGCCUUUAUGGCUUUACAACAUAACCCUCCAUUACCUAUUUGGUCAUUGGAUAAAGCCAAUGUAUUGGCAUCCUCAAGAUUAUGGAGGAAGACCGUCGACAAAGUGAUGAAAGAAGAGUUCCCUCAAUUGACUGUGCAACAUCAAUUAAUUGACUCGGCUGCUAUGAUUUUGGUUAAGAAUCCAACUCAAUUAAAUGGGUUAGUUAUUACUUCAAAUAUGUUUGGUGAUAUUAUUUCCGACGAGGCCUCGGUUAUCCCCGGUUCCCUCGGUUUGUUACCCUCGGCCUCGUUGGCCUCGCUCCCUGAUACGAAUUCCGCUUUCGGGUUAUACGAACCUUGUCAUGGUUCAGCUCCAGAUUUACCAGCUAAUAAGGUUAAUCCUAUAGCUACCAUCUUGUCUGUGGCUAUGAUGUUAAGAUUAUCGUUGGACUGUGUUGCAGAGUCGGAAGCUUUGGAAUUGGCCGUGGGUCAAGUCUUAGACUCAGGUAUAAGAACUGCAGACAUUAAAGGUACCAAUUCAACUCAAGAAGUUGGUGAUGCUAUUGCAUCUGCUGUUUCGAAAAUCUUGAAGUCAGCUUAG